AUGAGUGUCACUCCUCAAAUGUCCGGUCAAGCUUCGUGGGAAAUCUAUCGUAAACUGUGCAGUAUGCGACAACUGCUGAAUCGACAGAAACAAGAACAAUCCCCCAGGAAGAUCUCUGGCACAUACACAGCAGCCACAAGCAAAGAGAUCCGAGGAAGUAGAUGGUGUGAUGCAACAGACACGCCUAAAUAUGGACUUGCCUUUCUUAGCCGGCGUCGCUUCACCUUUCGCCGUCUACACUGGCGCUUUGUGAGACCGCUGGCACUAGACCCAGAGCCAACAGGGGGGCUGGGACGAGGCGGGAGACCACUGUGGACAGCAUUCAUAUUUUUUCUUUUGAAAAAGAAGAAGAAAGGCAAACAAGGAGAGCUUUCAUUUGGUUGUGCAUUUGGUCGUUGGGGGAGGGAAUGGAAGGGAAUCUCGGAAGUUCACGAGGGGAGGAGCGGUGCCUUCCAACUACGUGAUCUUGUCUCAACGCAAUCACCUGCCCGUAACUUUGGAAAACCAACGUUCAUCCAUGAGGACGAUGAUGUGUCAGGUGUCAAAGUCCUACUGGUAGGCUGUCCCUUCUAA
Messenger RNA from Penicillium hordei, 573 nucleotides. RefSeq lists its product as uncharacterized. The transcript has a single exon. The record is from RefSeq and is a predicted model, not a curated record. Lineage: Eukaryota; Fungi; Ascomycota; Eurotiomycetes; Eurotiales; Aspergillaceae. The coding region runs from base 1 to 573 and encodes 190 amino acids.